Molecule: messenger RNA, 630 nt
Organism: Rangifer tarandus platyrhynchus (Svalbard reindeer)
Lineage: Eukaryota; Metazoa; Chordata; Mammalia; Artiodactyla; Cervidae
Source: the annotation of a GenBank genome assembly
AUGAAGGCUACCGGCCACGAGGUGGCGCUGUUGCACAGCCAGCCAAUCGGGAAGGAGAAAGAGCAGGCACUCCUUGAGAAAUUGAAAAUGGACAACCAGAAAACCCAAGACCUGGAGAAAAAAAUUAGAAAAAGAUCGUCCCUUCCCACCCUUCAGGGACGCCCCCCGAUACCCAUCUACAGUCUUCGUCCAGCCGGACACCCGCCGUUUGUCAGCAACACAAGCCCGAGCUCACGCCCCGAGCGCUCCGGCGACAGUGGCCGUCUGGGAGGACGCCCCAGCGCCUCCCGCCUCCGUGCACGGCGCAUCCCCGCCGGCGGUCCUCCCGCCAAAGCCAGGCGCCUGCUCUCCGGUUUCCCUCGGAGCCUGUGCUCGCGCGGGACCCUCGCGUGUCCUGCCCCGCCUACGCCUGCUCACCCCGCAGAACCCCAUCGGCCGCGCGCGCCCUUCCACCCCCGGCGAGCGCGGCUGCACGAACCCACCUCCUCUCCCGACCCUCUGAGCUCCAGGCAGGCGCGGGACUCCCUCCCGCCGCAAGACUGCUCCUCUCCUCUCCCGGGUGAGGAGCCGUCCUGCCCCAGCUGUCCCGGGACCCACCGGCGCUCUGCCGGCAAACACCAACCCUUGUGA